CUACGGUGAUGACCUCGGGGCUUUGGUGGUCAGAAAGAAGCGGAAGAAGAAAGAAGAACCGACGAGACGAUCGUCGUUCACUUGCUGCCGCCAUAGCCGUCAUCUGUUGAAGAAGAGGAGGAGGAGGAGGAGGAGGAGGAGGAGGAAGAGGAGGAAGAGAAGCUCACGUACGGAGUGAAAAGAGGAGUGAGGAAUUGCGAAGCGAAACUGGAUUAUCUGAAGAGGUGGCAAGUUGUGUCGCUGACGUCCAUUUCCCUGCUUGCUCUUACUGCGCGCCGCCGUAUCUGCUCCGGGCCGUAGUUGCGUCUUGGUCGAUUCACAAUGGAGGAGCUGCGCCGAGAGUGCCAAGAUUGGAACCUGUCAUCGGAUGAAAAGCUGCUGACAUUGCUCAAAGAUUUUGCCACACGUAUAAGAGUACGAUCAGAAGACGCAAGGGAGAGAGUGAUGUCACUGGCAGAGGAGGCUGCUCGUGUGGAUGUUGACCUGCGCAAUAUGUUCAACCGCUUCCAGUCAAUCUCCGAUACACAGUUCAUAGAAAAGCGUGUCAACGAAGAGGAGGAGAGCCAUGCAGCAGCUUCAGAGGAAGAUAAGAGAAGCUUGUCACAGAUAUCCGGCUUGUUCAGAGGAGAUGAAACUCAUGCAGCAGCUUCAGCGGAGGAUGAGAGAAGCACUUCUCAGAUGUCAGGCAUUGACCAUGUCAAUUCGGACAUCUUCCAUCUGUACAAGGAGGCAGCAAUGGUUGGCUGGCAGGCAGUCGAACAAGCAGCAGUUGAGGCUGAUACUGAAUACUCACAACACCCUUCAGGAUGGCCGCGUUUGAAGAGGAAGCUAUACAUGACUAGAGCAAGGAAUUGGGGACCGCUUCCUCAUAUCAUUGGCACAAAUACUGGGGGUGAAACAUCAAAUGGAGUCUCGGGCCGUUUCAGCGCAAAAGCUUUUGAGAAGCUGUUGUUGGUUAGCGAGCUGGCAGAAGGUUCCCGAGACACGGCAUCAGAUGACCAGUUGCGAAGAGAAUAUGAGCAGCAUGGACGGGAGGUCGCUGGCCAGCUGAACUGUUUGUCGUAAGCCUGGCUGUCCUCUUGUAUGCUGCCCCUUUGGCAUAUUAUUGUGCAAAGAAAUA
This is a messenger RNA of Chara braunii, 1120 nucleotides long. The record is from the annotation of a GenBank genome assembly. Lineage: Eukaryota; Viridiplantae; Streptophyta; Charophyceae; Charales; Characeae.